GAAGCGAGCUUGUUGUGUGGCUAAUAUAUUCUGUAAUCAGUCAACUUUCGUAGUGUUUAAUAGGUUUUUGGUGUGUUUCGAACAGUUUCUAGUUAUAUUCAUUCAGUGUAACAGUGACCGUGUUCGCAAGACGUAUAUUCACAUUUUCGAAGGAGAAGUAAUAGAAACACCGCUACGCUAGCACAAUGAGUUCCCACGGACUAACCGUAGGAUUCCUUGCGGAAAUCAUGCAAGGUAACGAGCUACCCAAUCCGGUGGUGCAGAUCCUUGGCUCGAAGCGUAUUGCCGGCAGCGGGGAACAAUCCGAACGCUUCCGGUUGCUCAUAUCGGACGGGAAGUCUCUGUACAGCUUCGCCAUGCUUGCCACGCAAUUAAAUGAUUUGCAAAAGCAGGACAAACUGCCGCAGUACACCAUUAUCAGAAUCGAUCGCUACACCACCUCGGUCGUGAACCGGAACGAGAAGGGAGAAAAGCGGGUGUUGAUUAUCGUAGAGUUGACCGUCUUGAAGGAGGGCAGUUUGGUAGGUGAAAAGAUUGGUGAUCCGCAACCAAUAACGGACACUCCGACCCAGUCGACCAACAGUGGUUCGUCCAUGCCGGCGUCCCGUCCGGCGGAAACAAUUGGCAACGGCAGUAUUAGCAACGGGUCGACAUAUGGCAGCGCGAACCGAUCGAUGUCCGCGAGCACAGCACCGACCGCCUCGAUCGGGGACUCGCUUACACAUCCCAUUUCGUCGCUCAGCCCGUACCAGAACAAAUGGGUCAUAAAAGCACGCGUAAUGUCCAAGUCGGGCAUCCGCACUUGGAGCAAUGCGAAAGGCGAGGGUAAGCUGUUCAGCAUGGACGUGAUGGAUGAGUCGGGUGAGAUACGGAUCACCGGAUUCAAGGAACAGUGCGACAGAUACUUUGAAAUGAUCGAGGUCGACAAGGUGUACUUCAUCUCCAAGUGUCAGCUGAAGCCGGCCAACAAGCAGUACUCGAGCCUGAAGAACGACUACGAGAUGACGAUGACAAACGACACGAUCGUGCAGGAAUGCAAGGACGUGGACGGUACGAUGCCGGAGAUACAGUACAACUUUGUGCCGAUAUCCCAGAUCGGCAACAUGGAACCGAACGCGAUGGUGGACGUGGUCGGUAUGUGCAAAGAGGUGGGCGAUGUGCUACAGUUCACUGCGAAAACAUCCGGCCGGGAAUUGCGAAAGCGCGAGAUAACGCUCGUGGAUGCGAGCAACGCCUCCGUCCAGCUAACGCUGUGGGGCGAUGAUGCGCAAAAUUUUCCCACCACCACGAACCCGGUCGUAAUGCUGAAAGGGGCCCGAGUGUCGGAAUUCGGCGGUGGCAAAUCGCUCGGACUGAUCGGUGGCAGCGUGAUGAAGCUUAAUCCGGACAUGGAGCAGGCGCACAAGGUGCGUGGAUGGUUCGAAAACGGCGGUCGCGAGAUGUCGGUCAGCAGCGUGUCGGCACGUACGGGCGGUGGCGCGGCUGGCAUGAACACCGAGUGGCUAUCGUUCCAGGAGGCAAAGGACCGAAAUCUUGGUGCCGGCGAUAAGCCCGAUUACUUCCAGGUGAAGGCAAUGAUACACACGAUCAAGUCGGCCAACGCCGUGUACAAAGCAUGCCCGCAGGCGGAAUGCAACAAGAAGGUGAUCGACCAGGAGAAUGGACAGUACCGGUGUGAGAAGUGUAAUGCCGAGUUCCCGAACUUCAAGUACCGGCUGUUGGUGAAUAUGCUCAUCGGUGACUGGACGUCUAAUCGCUGGAUAACGGUGUUUACGGAGCUGGCCGAGGAGCUGCUGGGCAAAUCGUCGCAGGAAAUUGGUAGUAGCCUCGAAUACCAGAAGGAGGAAGCGGAAAAGCUGUUCUCAGCGAUCAGCUUCAAAUCGUUCGUGUUCAAGCUGCGCACGAAGGUGGAGUACUUUGGUGAGCAGCCGCGUAACAAAACGACAGCCGUUAGUGCAGCACCGGUGAACCACAAGGAAUACAACGCACUGCUGAUCAAGAGCAUCCAGGAGCUGACCGGCGUGGGAAAGAACUAACUGGCGGCCACAGUUUCGUAGUCGUAAAUUCCAUUUUUUCUUUCCCUUUAUAUGAUAUGUUUUCUCUUUCUUAAAGUUAAUUUAAAACCAACAAAACCACACUUAUACACAAAGAAUAAAAAUGCUCAUCCGCUACUCAUAAGUCAUUGUUGAGUAUGAACCGGUUGCCCUCGGAUUGUGCGCCAACGUACCGGUAACGGCAUCGCCCGUACGCGCCCCGAUGAUCACCGACCUCGCGCAACGUUUCCGGCAGCGGGCUGUACACGGGCAUCGUUUUUCGGCGCAGUCCCAACCCACUGCUGACGGUCGUGUACAAAUGCUUCAGCGUGUUGCUCUUCCGGAUCGUUUGCUGCUGUUUUGCCGUCCCGGAAAC
This is a messenger RNA of Anopheles moucheti, 2409 nucleotides long. RefSeq names its product replication protein A 70 kDa DNA-binding subunit (gene RpA-70). Gene Ontology annotation, biological process: telomere maintenance via telomerase; meiotic cell cycle; DNA replication. Gene Ontology annotation, cellular component: DNA replication factor A complex; nucleus. Gene Ontology annotation, molecular function: single-stranded telomeric DNA binding; damaged DNA binding. The transcript has 3 exons. NCBI's taxonomy places the organism in Eukaryota, Metazoa, Arthropoda, Insecta, Diptera, Culicidae. The coding region runs from base 186 to 2036 and encodes 616 amino acids. The record is from RefSeq and is a predicted model, not a curated record.